AUGGCGCGUAUUAAAAAUGAAGCGACUGAGAUGAGCGCCUUCGAGCGGAAGCGGCUCGAGAAUAUCGCAGCAAAUCAAGCCAUGAUCAAAGAUCUGAGUACUACUGCGGAAAAGAUGGCACCCAAGCCAGUAGCGAAAACGAAAAAGACCGCGACACCGAGGAAACGUGCUACGCCAAUCAAGAGGGAAACACCUAUACCUACAAGGACAAGUUCUCGAUUAGCUGGAGUUGAGGCGGAUAGCGAGACUGCAAAACGAAAAGCCGAAGUGGAACAUGAGUUUGCGAAGGAACAGGCCAAGGCGAAGAAGCAGCGCGUCACUGGAGACUUGACGUUUAGUGAUAUGACAGUGGAAGGAAAGAAGUUUAAUAAGGACGAGAAUUUCUUGUCCGGGGUCAUGAGAGGCGCACAGCCGUAUGUGAGGACAUUCGACGAGGACGACGUUAAAGAAACGACCGAUGAGGACUUGAAAGCCUUAAGAGAAAAGAUGAGUGGCCUCGAGUUAUAUGAGGGCUACGAGCCAAAUCAAAUCAAGAUUACGCCUGAACGAAUAUACUCUAUGGGCUUCCACCCGUCGCCUGACAAGCCAUUGAUAUUUGCUGGAGAUAAGAUGGGAAACAUGGGCAUAUUUGAUGCUUCACAGACACCGCCAGAAGUAACCGCUGGAGAUAAUGAUGAUGAAGAAGAAGACCCGGAGACCCCAGAGCCAGCGAUUACUGCGCUGAAGUUGCACACGAGGACUAUCACCUCUUUUGUCUUCCCAGACGACGGCAAUGCGCUAUACUCUUCUUCUUACGACUCGUCGGUGCGCAAGUUUGAUCUCCAGAAAGGGGUAGCAGUAGAAGCGUUUGCGCCAGAUUCUAUGGAUGAAGAUCUGCCAAUAUCAAGCAUUGCUAUUCCCUCGUCCGAUCCAAACAUUCUAUUAUUCUCAAGCUUAGACGGCUCAUUUGGCCGCCAUGAUAUGAGAACGAAAUCGGAAACUGAAAUAUGGACACUGUCAGAUAAGAAAAUUGGUGGCUUUUCGAUACAUCCGCUGAAUCCACAUCUGGUGGCUACCGCAUCCUUGGAUCGAACUGUAAAAAUUUGGGAUUUGAGAAGCAUUAAAGGAGAAGGGGAGUCUAAAGCACCCAGCUUGGUAGGGGAGCACGAAUCACGUCUGUCUAUCUCUCACGCUUCAUGGUCCGCAGCAGGGCAUGUGGCAACAUCUUCAUACGACGACACGAUAAAGGUCCAUUCUUUCCUAGAUGCCGGAUCCUGGAAAAUAGGCCAUGAAAUAGACGAGAAGGACAUGAAGCCAACAGCUACCAUCAAACACAACAACCAGACUGGACGCUGGGUGACGAUCCUGAAGCCGCAGUGGCAAGCCAGACCCGAAGAUGGAAUCCAGAAAUUCGUUAUUGGAAACAUGAACCGAUUCGUGGAUGUGUACAGCGCAGACGGAGAGCAGCUUGCGCAACUUGGUGGCGAUGGCAUCACUGCAGUGCCGGCCGUUGCUCACUUUCAUCCAAAUAAAGAUUGGGUGGCCGGCGGAACGGCCAGCGGCAAAUUGUGCCUUUGGAUGUAA
Molecule: messenger RNA, 1563 nt
Organism: Glarea lozoyensis ATCC 20868
Lineage: Eukaryota; Fungi; Ascomycota; Leotiomycetes; Helotiales; Helotiaceae
Product: WD40 repeat-like protein
Exons: 2
Coding region: 1-1563 (520 amino acids)
Biological process (GO): regulation of DNA damage checkpoint
Cellular component (GO): nucleus
Molecular function (GO): DNA binding; protein binding
Source: RefSeq, a predicted model, not a curated record